Molecule: messenger RNA, 682 nt
Organism: Phaeodactylum tricornutum CCAP 1055/1
Lineage: Eukaryota; Bacillariophyta; Bacillariophyceae; Surirellales; Neidiaceae
Exons: 1
Coding region: 124-564 (146 amino acids)
Source: RefSeq, a predicted model, not a curated record
UUGACCUCACGGCUUGCUUCCGACCAUUCACUGUCAGUUGCUUUGGUCUUUUAUUGUACACUAGCAGGUCGGUGUCUUAUUCUUUUUGCCGAGGUUAUUUCGUCCAUUUCUAUUUCUACCGAAAUGCCCGACACCACGGACACACCAUUACCGGCUUCGAUGAGCGAGUACGACGACCGUGACAACAAAGCUUGGGUGAUUUCGUUCGCUGCCGCCAUGGUUCCAUUCUGCGCUUUUUGCUAUGGUCAUCAACGAGGCUUUACGGGGAAAGCCGUCACGCGCAUUGUGCAAUCGCCCGUCGGCGUGUACGGCCUCCUCGCCUUACCCUUUGUCACGCUCGGUAUGGAAAAAUGUAUAUACGACACAGUUCAAGCGGCACAAGGAAUCAAUCCAAACGUGGUACCGGCUGAUCGUGGUGGUUUUCCCAGUGGUGGGGCCGAGCUGCCAUCGUUCAGUCUGGUAGCUGUCCAACCACGAAACCCUCCCGUUGUCAAGAAAGCAUACACUGAUGCCGCACCGAUGCGGAGGCUGACGGCCGUUACAGAUGAGAGCAAAACGAAGUAAUAUAUUCUUUGUUUUUUUCGCCUCGAGGGAGUCCCUUUGUUCGGUCGUUAUACCAGAUCAAGGCUUUUGUCGUCGACUAAUUGUAUGCCUUCUAUGUCUGCAUGACAUAAGUUUAACG